Messenger RNA from Scomber scombrus (Atlantic mackerel), 1662 nucleotides. RefSeq names its product PTK6 protein tyrosine kinase 6b (gene ptk6b). Gene Ontology annotation, biological process: cell surface receptor protein tyrosine kinase signaling pathway; protein phosphorylation; cell differentiation. The transcript is spliced from 8 exons. NCBI's taxonomy places the organism in Eukaryota, Metazoa, Chordata, Actinopteri, Scombriformes, Scombridae. Bases 1 to 1512 code for a protein of 503 amino acids. The record is from RefSeq and is a predicted model, not a curated record. Gene Ontology annotation, molecular function: signaling receptor binding; ATP binding; non-membrane spanning protein tyrosine kinase activity. Gene Ontology annotation, cellular component: extrinsic component of cytoplasmic side of plasma membrane.
AUGGGUGAGUGUCUGCGUAAAGCUUGCCCAUGUCUGGAAACGCUAUGGCAAAGGAUUUUUAAAGAUAAAAAGCCUCCUGAAAAUGCUGAUGGAGGAGGAGAAGGAGGAGAUGUGGAUGAUAUGUCUGAGCAGAUAUCAGCUAGCUCCGAGCCGCCGUCUCCGCAGGGCAGGUCGGCUGAGAGCAGUGCCAUCUUCACGGCGCGCUGGCCCUUUGACUCCAGGACUCCGGAGGAAAUGUCUUUCGAGGAGGGGGAACUGUUCAGUGUGAUCACCCGCAAUGGAGGCUGGUGGAGCGCGCGGAAGAUCGACAAGAACGGGCGCGUGCUGGGUCGUGGGAUGGUGCCAAGUAACUACCUGAUGAGGGCUGAGUCUCUGGAGAUGGAGCCAUGGUAUUUCGGUACUAUGAACCGCUUUGAGGCACAAAACCACCUGUUGACACCAGACAAUGAAGAGGGAGCUUUCCUCAUCCGCUGCAGUGAGAAAAACGACGUUGGACACGUCCUAUCAGUGAAGUCGGGCACUCGAGUGAAGCAUUUUAAGGUCCUCCAAUCGGACGAGAGUCAAUUUUACGUGGAGAUGAACCAGGACUUCAGCACCCUGAUCGACCUGGUGGAAUAUUAUUGCACCAACGCCCUCAACAACGCAGGCAGACUGGGAAGCCCCUGCAAGAGGAAAAAGCCCAAAGCAGAUCCUAAUUUCACGGAGGACGACUGGGAGCUCCCCAAAGAGGAGUUCACCCUAAAGGAGGAGCUAGGCAGCGGUUAUUUCUCUGAUGUCUACCGAGGACUCUGGAAAAAAAGUAUUAAUGUCGCCAUCAAGAUCAUCAAAAAUGACUCAGAGUUGAAUCACCAUGAAUUUCAUAGGGAAGUUCAGAUCUUGAAAAGUCUCCGCCAUCGCCACCUCAUCUCUCUGUUCGCUGUCUGCACGGCUUCGACGCCGUUCUACAUCAUCACUGAGCUGAUGGAGAAAGGCAGCUUGCUCAACUUCCUCAGAGGUAAGGAGGGGCAGGUUCAAGAUGUGGUGUCACUCAUUGACAUGGGUGCCCAGGUGGCUGAUGGGAUGUCAUACCUGGAGGAGCAGAACAGCAUCCACAGAGAUUUAGCAGCUCGAAACGUCCUGGUGGGGGAACACUACAUCUGUAAGGUGGCUGACUUCGGACUGGCCAGAGUGAUCAAGGAACCAUUCUACAUCACAGAAGAUAAAAAGAUUCCCUAUAAGUGGAGCGCUCCUGAGGCCAUCAGCCACGGAAAGUUCUCCAACAAAUCGGACGUCUGGUCUUUUGGUGUCUUGCUCUUUGAGAUCAUCACCUACGGAGGCGUUCCUUACCCAGCUUUCAGUAAUCAGGAAGUAUACAUUGAGGUUACCAAAGGAUACAGGAUGCCAUCUCCGCCCAAAUGUCCCAACUUUCUCUACGAUAUCAUGCUGAAAUGUUGGAGCGCCGAUCCAGCCGACAGGCCAGACUUCUCAACCCUAAAGGUUCACCUGGACAGCAGCUCCUACGAGUUGGAGUGACCUGGACUUCCUGCAGUACUUACUGUUCGCCACAGAGGGGCAGCAGAGAGCCUGACACUGAGCAGAGACUCUUUUCAUUUUUUUUUUUCUUUUAAUAGAAACAAAACAGGACUGCUUUCACAAGCUUUUUGUUUGAAAUGACUUUGAUUG